AAUUGAAGAACAAAAGUACAGUGUGACCCUUGUCUCACUCGCGCCCCAUCAAGUAGCUACAAGCCAAAUGGUUUAAGAAACAGAUACACUGGAGAGGGUUAGCUACUUGAUAGUCCACCACUGCCCUAUAAAUUAAUGUACAGAGGAUUUGCAAGCACUUCCAUAACUAGAGCUAUUGACACAGGGAGACGGAGUGUCUUGAGCAGCAACAAACAGCAAAAUGAUGAUCAAUGAUACAGUGCCAACAUCAGGGGAAGGCCCCAGCAACCGCAUACCCUCUGUUGGCAAACCACAGCCAUGCAAUGAGCAACCAACUCACCAGAAAUCUGGAUGGAGAAAAUUUAUAUCUUAUGUAGGACCUGGUUUCCUUGUUUCUCUGGCUUAUCUUGACCCUGGCAACUUGGAAACUGAUCUACAAGCAGGAGCGAACCAUAAAUAUGAGCUUCUGUGGGUCAUACUUAUUGCACUCAUUUUUGCUCUCAUUAUCCAGUCGCUCGCUGCAAAUCUUGGUGUAAGCACCGGAAAGCAUCUUUCAGAGCUAUGCAAGGCUGAAUACCCAAAACAUGUCAAGUAUUGCCUGUGGUUGCUGGCUGAGAUAGCAGUCAUUGCUGCUGAUAUACCAGAAGUGAUUGGGACAGCUUUUGCACUAAAUAUAUUGUUCCACAUCCCACUGUGGGUUGGAGUUCUCUGCACUGGUCUUAGCACUCUCAUCCUUCUUGGCCUACAGAAAUAUGGGGUAAGGAAACUUGAAAUGUUAAUAGCAGUGUUGGUCUUUGUGAUGGCCGCAUGUUUCUUUGCUGAAAUGAGUCACGUACAGCCUCCUGCAUCGGGUGUCAUCAAGGGCAUGUUCGUCCCCAAGCUGUCUGGCCAGGGAGCCACCGGUGAUGCCAUUGCCCUACUUGGCGCCCUUGUCAUGCCGCACAACCUCUUUCUCCACUCUGCCCUUGUGCUGUCUAGAAAAGUACCCAAUUCUAUCCAUGGAGCUAAUGAUGCCUGUCGCUAUUUCCUUGUAGAAAGUGGAUUUGCAUUGUUCAUAGCAUUUUUAAUCAAUGUUGCUGUUGUUUCUGUAUCGGGGACGGUUUGCUCAGCUCAUACGCUAUCCCACAAGAAUGAAGAUCAAUGCCGUGAUCUAACCCUUAACUCUGCCUCUUUCCUUCUCCAGAAUGUGCUGGGAAAAUCAAGCUCUAUCUUAUAUGCUAUUGCCCUAUUAGCUUCAGGGCAAAGCUCCACUAUAUCAGGAACUUAUGCUGGACAAUAUAUCAUGCAGGGUUUCUUAGAUAUUAAGAUGAGAAAAUGGAUAAGAAACUUAAUGACUAGGUGCAUUGCCAUUACACCUAGUCUUAUUGCCUCAAUUAUUGGUGGAUCACAGGGAGCAGGUCAUCUAAUCAUCAUUGCAUCGAUGAUACUCUCAUUUGAACUUCCAUUUGCUCUUAUCCCACUUCUCAAAUUUAGUAGCAGCUCCAUAAAGAUGGGUCCACACAAGAACUCAAUUUUUGUGAUUGUAUUCUCGUGGAUUUUGGGUCUGGGAAUCAUUGGCAUAAACAUUUAUUACCUAAGCACAGGCUUUGUGGGUUGGCUAAUUGACAAUGAUCUACCAAAAGUUGGGAAGCUGUUGAUUGGGAUCGCAGUUUUUCCUCUAAUGAUAAUAUAUCUCCUUGCAGUCAUCUUUCUAGCUAUUAGAAAAGACACUGUUGUGACAUUUAUCGAGCCAGUGAAGGAUGACCCGACAACAGUCCAACCUAACAUGGAACAAGGGGUACGCAAAUCUAAUGAGGCAUCAGAGAUGGACCGUUUUGCCUUAUUAUAGAGUCUGAUAUCCCACUGCCAGAAUAAGUGGCCUUAGAACCAUAACUAGCCAUGGUUCAAAGUACGAAGAAGGAAAAAAAAUAAUACUAAUAUAGUAGAUAAGAUUGUCCUACUAUUGCCCCUUCUCACAAGAAUUUCCUUCUAUAUAUAUAUAUAUAUAUAUUGUAUGAAUGAUAAGCUAACAAGUUAAUAUAAGUGGCCAAAUCAUACUACAUGUCUUAUUCAA
Molecule: messenger RNA, 2032 nt
Organism: Ricinus communis (castor bean)
Lineage: Eukaryota; Viridiplantae; Streptophyta; Magnoliopsida; Malpighiales; Euphorbiaceae
Product: metal transporter Nramp5
Exons: 13
Coding region: 221-1807 (528 amino acids)
Biological process (GO): metal ion transport
Cellular component (GO): membrane
Molecular function (GO): cadmium ion transmembrane transporter activity; manganese ion transmembrane transporter activity
Source: RefSeq, a predicted model, not a curated record